Salvia miltiorrhiza (redroot sage) is the source of this 698-nucleotide messenger RNA. RefSeq lists its product as uncharacterized. The transcript has 3 exons. NCBI's taxonomy places the organism in Eukaryota, Viridiplantae, Streptophyta, Magnoliopsida, Lamiales, Lamiaceae. The record is from RefSeq and is a predicted model, not a curated record. The coding region runs from base 118 to 531 and encodes 137 amino acids.
UAAGGUAGGCCUAAGAAACAGGAAAAAUCCGCAAUUGAAGCAGAUUCGGUUAGUUUGUCCAUUUUGUGGGCGUGGGCGUGUGUGAGUGCAUUUUGGCGUUUGCAGGUGGAUGAUGUGAUGACGAUGAUGGGGUGCAAAUUUUCCGAGGGAGCCGUGUUCCGGCGGAUGAGGCUUCGGCCGCUCCUCCUCCAACAGGUUGCAGCCAUGAGGGCAUGCCGCCCUUCCAAAAAGAGCCUUCUUUUGGAACAAAAACCUUCCGUCACCAAUUCCCACCUUGCACAACCUCAAGACAGAAUGAUCAGCGCCUGUCCCUCAUCGCCCAGUUUCCGAAUAUUUUUCGAGGAUGCUGCUACACAUGCCCAUCAACAACAAAUUGGUAAAAAUGAGGCACACGAUGCCGCCCCGUCCAAGCAGGAGAAAAGUGUGCAGAAGAAAGUGAAGAGAAAGAUGAAGAGGCACAUUAAAAGUGCGAUGAGAAAGAGAAGAGAAGCAGUGAAGAAGCUAACCAUGGAAGCGCACCACUACUUUUAAUUAGCCUUGAGUACCUUUCUCUUUUCUUUUUUUUCUCUCCUUGUACAUAUAUAGUGUACAAUCUAUUUUCUACUUCCAAACACGAUUUAAGCUCUUUACUAUGUACAUACUAUACAAUUAUUACUAUGUUGGAAUAAACUAUUCCUAGUUGCACAGUCCACAUCAAA